Molecule: messenger RNA, 5952 nt
Organism: Trichobilharzia szidati
Lineage: Eukaryota; Metazoa; Platyhelminthes; Trematoda; Strigeidida; Schistosomatidae
Source: the annotation of a GenBank genome assembly
AUGGAAAUGCUGAGCAAAUAUAUUCAAAACUCACAUAGUGAACCCCAGUUGCCUUGGUUACCAGUGCCCUGCCUAUUAACUGAUGGGGAAGAGUUCUUCAUUUACUUACAGGAAACAGAAAAUUCUCUUAUACAAAUGACCAAACAAAAGGUACUCGUACAAAUUGAUUUGUGGGGAUAUUUUAUUUACUGGAAUUUUGUAGAACAACAGUCGGUCUGUACAUUGGAUCUGAUGCAUGUCGAAGAUAUUGAAAUCUGUACGCACAACAGUGAACUGCCUCAGACAAAAGAUAACAAAUCACUACGUCUUCAAAUUUCUGUAGAAGGAAUAGUUGUGUCUGGAGAUAGUAAUCUUCUUGAAACUCUAUAUAAACUGGAACAUCCAAGUAUUACAUUGUUAUUGGUUUGUGAGGAUUUGAUUGUAUUAGAAUCAUGGAAAAAUGCUCUACUUCGGUUAGUAUUCACCCACUAUACAGCGCGCAUCACUCUGGCACCUCUGGAAUUACUCUGGAAACAAUGGACUCAUUUGAUACUUGUGUGUUCAAAACUGUCACCUUGUAAAGAUGAACAGACAAGUUGUAACAGUCAGAGGACAGUUCCAGACUGUUGUCUUACAGCAGCACUAGGUAUCGAAGGGAAUUCUGGUUACAGACAGACAAGUUAUUCUGUAAAUAAAAAAUACGACGGCAAUUACUAUUCGGAUGAAAACAACGAAACUCAACAAAUUAGACUUGAAAAUUUGACAUUUGAUUACUUCUUCAGUUUGUUUGUUCAAUUGUGGCCUAGAGAAGAUAUCGCAGACUUAUUUUCUGCCCAUACAAAAUCCAAAGGAUACAUGAACUGCCAAGAGCUUAAUUCAUUUUUACAUACUAGUAUUUCAUAUUUCGCAAAUUCAAGUUUUCCUGUGCAUAGUUCAAGAGGUUUAAGAACAAAUGAAAAACAGAAAACAUUGAGGCAUAUUAAAUACCUGCAUAUGGAACGGACGCAACAUAAUAUCACUGAAGCGACCCCAGCAAAAACAAUUUUGAAUCGGAAAUCAAAAUCACAAAAACUUCAGGAUGUUUCAUGUCUUAAACGCUCGAGAAGCUGUUAUACGACUGAAAAAAGUAGUGUACAUCAGAGUCAAAAACACACUGACAAUGUUAGUGCUGCAGUGUACACACCAAAUUCACCAGAGGAAUUUUUAUCCCUGACAUCCAGUCCAAUGCAUCAAGACAAAAGUGAUGUAGAAGAAAGUAAAGGUCAGUGCCUUCCAGUAAUUGUUAGUGAGGAAGAGUUUGUCAAAAUUAUUCAGCAUCAUGAAACUAAUAAGUAUGCAGCUAGUAAAUGUCUACUAUCAAACGAAGGCUUCUAUAGACUACUUUUAUCUUCCACUUAUCGAGAAUUGUGUAUUCGUCCGAAUGUGCCUUCUCAUUCGUGUGAUCAGUCGACAGUUUCACCGCCAACAGAAGCAGAGUCUUUUAAGUAUGGUUUACUUGAAUCGGAACAUCCAUUGGCUCACUAUUAUAUUAAAAGUGCCUAUCUGAUCAACAGAAUCCAUAAACAAACUGAUAAUAUUGAUCAAAUGAUCCAAAACAAUGAUGUCGCAUACUUUAAUGCUAAAUUUCACAGAGAAAUGAGUGCAUCGGCAGCACACAACUUUAAAUCGAACAAUAUACUAAGAACAAUUCGUCAAGCAUUGUUCUGUGGAGUUCGGGCACUCAUAUUAGAUUGUCAUCAUUUGUCCAGACUAGUUGGCACUGAAGCGAAUAUCUCCAAUGAAUUAAUCGUGGUACCAAUGAACAAAAAUAGAAUACCGACUUGUUUCAGGGAAACAACAUCACAAGACUCUUUUAACUUGAUGAGAUCCAUUCUACACAAAAAUCAUCCAUAUGCAUUAGUGAAGUCCGUCCUACAAGUACUGAAUGAAAAUAUCUUCCUUGUUUCUGAUUCUCCAUUUAUUCUCAUUCUAAAUUUGCACGGCCUAAGUCAAGAACAACAAUGUCGACUUGCUAAUUUACUUCAAGAAUAUCUGGGACAGUGGAUGAUGGUAUCGCCUUUGCCAAAAUACAGUAAUCAUCUGAACAGUAAUCUCAGCAACAAGUUGAAAAAUAAAAGUGGAUCUACUGGUCAAAGGCCAAUUUACACACGUCAUCUCCCUUCACCAGAAAUGUUAAAGAACAAAGUACUAUUAAGUAUUCGUUUGGUCAGAACAAGUAAAUCAUUAUCCGAGGAUCAAUCUCAGGAAUUAAUAUCAAAUACAUCACGGAAUAUCUCUCCGACCAAGAAGUUUAUGCUGAAUCCUGAAAUAACCGCACCACUUACAGUAUUCGUCACGAAUCCUGAAGGUGAACAAAAAUCAGCAAGUCAAGAUAUUGGUUCUACAAACAGUAGUAGUCAGAUAAGUCCGCCAACUACUCACAAAUUAAAUUCACCAAUUUUACCUAACAAAACUCCAUCUCCAAUGACUUCACCUUACAUGGAACAUCGUAAUCCAAACUGUUCUGCUUCCCCAAGUUACAACAUGUAUACAAACACAGUUACAGACCGGAAUCCUACAUUUCCUAGUCAAGAUGAAAUUACAUAUCUACACCCACGCUUAGCUAGACUGGCUGUAUUACUAACCCCAGAGUUUCCUUCUGAUACAUGUAUAGCACUGCACAACCAAUACUCACUCAAUAAAACUAAAUUAAACGCUGAGAAAGGUGACAGUAAAUACUGUUCACAGUCUCAUAUAUUUCAUAAGUCAGGGCUUAAAGGUAAAUCAGAAGAAUCCAAAGUAGAGUUAAUCCAUCACGAAAAUUCUCACAUUAGAAAUCCUGAAACAAUUCAAGAAGCUGGUCAGCAAGUGGAAAGACAAAUAGACGAAACUGAACUACUUACUUCAAUAUUCAAUAUAAUCACUACAAGAAAAGCCCUACUAAAACAUGAAGAAAGAAAAAGAAAAUUACUUAAACAUCUAGUCAGUGAAGUUUAUGGAGAUGCAACCGAGCAAAGGUCAGCUGUUUCACGUAGUAAUGCUUCUUCCGGCAACAUGAAAUGUGCAUCUUCAUCGGUUAAACGAGAAGAACAGAACAUUCCACCGGAAAAAGUCGUCUCAAAACCACAUAAAGGAUGGUUUAAGAAACGUAUGUGCACUUCACCACCGAAAAAGUCGGAACAAAACGCGGAACAUAAGGAUACCUUUCUAACAGCAACCGUCAGAUAUGCCCGACGUCUGUCGAAUGCAUCAAUACAAAAGUUCAACCGCUCAUUUAAUUCCUCAACAGUAAAUACAACACCUGAUAUAUCAAUGGAUUGUCUAGACGAAAAGAAACACUCACAACACUCAGGACUGAUACUUGACAAAAGCAGAAAACCAACAGAUAUUCAAGAAAGCGACGAGCAAGAACCACAUUUUCUAGAUAACAAUAUGACCAAAAGAGGAUCGCUGCUAAUUGGAAAAGAACCUGACAAAAAUGUAAAACAGUCCAAAUUAAAACAGCGUAAACCAACUCAAGACUUACAAAGUAGCCAUAAAUCUAGAAGACAGUCACGUAAAUCCUCAGAUAACAGUUAUCGUAAACGAAGUCCCAAUUCCAGUUGUGGUCACUGCUCAUGUAGUAGUGGGAGUCGUAGUGAGAAAAGUUCCCCCGUACAUGAAACAUCACAAAAACAAGUUGGACAGAGUAAACUUGGUUAUUUUCGCGACGGUCUACAAAAAUUUAGGAAUAAAUUUGCCCAUGAAAAACAGAAGUCAUUUGAAAAGUAUGCUACACCAACUAAUCUAACUAGCACUGGAAGGUCAAUAAUUUCAUGGAGUGAAAGUGAACCAAGUUUAAAGUCAGAUGACUCGGGAUCAACAAAUACUGUUUCAACGGUCUCCUCAACAACUGAAGAAACUUCGUUAUCAUCAAAUACAAAGUCCAGUCGAAGUACACAUAGUAGUGCUGACAGCUUCAAUAGUUCUUCAGAUAACAAGUUGAACCAGCAAAAUGUUGAUUCACCAGUAAAAACUGUACUUGCUAAAAGCUUUCAAGCAGGUCUAUCAAAUGUCCGUCACUCUAUUACAUCACUGACUAAUGCAUUAUUUCAUCAAGACAAAAGCAAUAAACGCAGUGUUUUGAAAAGACAAUCUACCAUUGAGAGUUAUGAAAGCUGUCCCCAUUCACCGACGGAUUAUUGGUUAGAUUCUUUAAGAUGGUUUAUUGGACCAAAAUUAACAAACGUUUCUUCUGCUGACUUAAUGUAUUUACUAUCUAAAAAGCAAAUGACGAAAUCACUGGCAAGGUACAACAAAGAACGUCUUACUUGUGUCUUCCUAAGUGACAAAGAAAAAUCAUGGGAUUACUAUCAACUAUUUCGCUCCGCCGGAUGCCAGUUAAUCCCUUACGACCUCGAUGUUUCCCCAUUUGUAUACGACAUUAAUAAACCAGUUAGUGUACGUCAACAAUUUAUGAAAUUCAGUCAGACUUGCAGUCUGCAGAACAAUAGAGGUUUGUUGGAAGAUGGAUAUACUCUGAAACCUGCUUUGCUGAGGAUACCAACUAUAAAUCGUUACCAUCGUCAACUUAUUUCAAGAAAUAAAUUCCGAAAACGUUUUCAAAAAUCUAAGCCCAACUCACCUGAUGUGAGAAAUCAGAUUCAAAACUAUUUAAGAUGCCCUUGCUGCUAUGACCCACUAGAUAUCGGGUCAGAACGAGAAAUGAUCGGUAAAAUAUCGGACGGAACAAUAAAUUGUGAAUGGCCAGUUAUUUCAGAUGACGAAAAACAUGCCUAUUUACCAUGGAACUUCACUGUGCAGUUGCUUAAUUUUAUGAGAGUUAGUCAAAGAUUCUUAGAAAGUAGUUCUUCACAAAUAUCUAGUCACGAUAAGCAAAACAUACAAACACCUCGAAAAUUACCAAAACGCUACCGACGUGCAGCUAAUGCAACAGCCACACGCCAAAGGCAUGCAAGUGCAGGACGAAUGCCUUUAUCAGGAAUUACUACAAAUUCGGAAAACGACCAGUCCACAAAAGAUAAUUUUUGUUUACCAACUCCAACUAAACAUAAGAGCCAAGAAAACAUUCAUCUGAAGAAUGCAUAUGGUGAUUUCCAAGAAAAUCGUGAAGGCAUAAUUAUUGACGCGGAAAUAAAAGCACCAUUGUUCAAGUUUUCACAUCUUUCUACGGAUGUAACAAGUCGCUUUUGGAAAGUUCCUAUGGAACAUGAUGCAAUACGGUAUCGCCUUUAUCCAAACAAUUCUUUUCUUACAAGAACUGCCACUAAUCAUAACCAGUAUAGCCUAGGAAACUCGAAAAUUCUAUCAAGAUCCUCAUACGCACUACUAUCUCCAUUGAAUGAUAAGGAGAGGAUAUAUAUGUGCUCUAGUUUUAGUUCAAUGCCGCGAAGUAAUUCCGAAUUAAUGCUUGACUCAAUGUCCACGCGUAAAGUCACAUUCUCCCGUAUUCAUUUACCCGAAUCUAUUUCUAUUCAACUAAGCGAGAAAAUGUGCAGGAAAAUGUAUGACGAUGAGAGUAAUUCUGUCAAAAAUAUUGAUGAAAACACAAUUGCUUCAUGCACGAUAUGUGCAAAUAGUCCAUUGAAUAAAACACUCACAGGCUUUCAACACUUUCAGCUUCAGUUACUUCAUCACCCCAAGAAAAUGCUUCAGAAGAAAACAGACGAUAUUAUAGGAUUCAAUCAUAUGGUGUUUCAUCAGCGUUUGAAAGCUACUAUUGGUCUGUUGAUAUUUUGUAAGGUAAGCAUGAAUACUUAUGUACCGAACUCACUGGGUGAUUUAAUUGAAACCCUGAGUAAAGAAUAUGACACUCGGUCAAGAAGUAAACCAUGCAGACAAAUGGACCAAAAUCAACAAUGCAACGUAAACCGUUCAAGAAGCUAUGUACAGCUAGACAGACAACACAGUAUUCGAGAGAAUUCCACCAUGAAACAACCGGUAAUGCGUUCAAAUUCUUUUACCUACAAACAAUACCAUAAAAGUGUCGUUUAA